AUGCUUCUCGAGCAGGUGCCGUGUAGCUUCGUGAAAGACAAUAGUUACAGUCACUGCCCGCUCAAAAAGCGGCCGGUGCACUUUUUAGCGUCCAAGGAGGAGCCAGCAGCGAUCGAAGAGAUGGUCGAAGUCGUGGACGACAUCCCCGAGCCCGAGAACCUCAGCACCAAGCCCGAGGAUCUCAGCAAAACGGCGGAUCGUCACUACCAACACUAUCACAAACCUCAACAGCAAGCGCAGCAACAGCAACAACAUCCGCCAGCGACACCACCGCGGCAGGAAGCGGAACAACAACGCGCGACAAGAACACCAUCACCGAUCGUGAAAGAGUCGAUGUCUCCGGCCGCGGUGGCACAGCCGUCCUCGCCGAUCAACUCGAUGUGCCACGUGCAGCACCCGCCGCACCAUUAUCACCAAGGUUAUCAUCACUCCUACCCGACGAAAAGCAUGACCCCGCCGCCGGGGAUCGCGCCGAUCCACCCGAAGAAGGGACGCAUCGAGGUGCUGCAACACAACUCGUCGACGACGCCGACGGCGGGCGUGACCGCGACAUCGGCACCGCUGCACUUCAUGGCGACCAAGGCACCGCUGGAGCCGCUGAACCUGAACACCCCGGUGGAGCCGUUGGCCCAUUACCCAACGCCAGUUUGGGUCCGCGCGGCACCUCUCUACCACUCGCCGCAUUACCUUUCGUACCCGCCACCCACCUACCGCUACCAUCACCCCGGAACGGAAUUGUACCCGUCGUACCCGGUGCCGGCGUACCCGCACUCUCCCCCGGAAUCACACCCGUCGGUCUCGCCACCUCCUCACAGCGCGCUAACUUGCUCGACGAUCCAACGGCCGAUCGCCAGGAGCUACCCCCAUUGGGCCAGCCCGGACCACUGCGGUCUGUCGCCCACGAGUUCCGUGGGCUCCGGAUCUCUGCGGUCUCCUCCACCCGUCACACCGGAGGACCUCUCUUCGCCCGGCAGCGACAGCGGCAGGUCGUCCGCCGGCAGCACCACCGCCGGCUCCGCGAUCGUCGACGCGAAGAUCGAGAAGAGCGGCUCGAGCGGCGAGGCCGCGAACACGGCCUCGAGCGCGACGUCCUCGAGGUACCAGUGCCCGGACUGCGGCAAGUCCUACUCGACGUUCUCCGGCUUGACGAAACAUCGGCAGUUCCACUGCGCGGCCGCCCAAGGCCAGGCGAAGAAGUCCUUCUCCUGCAAGAACUGCAACAAGGUAUACGUGAGUCUGGGCGCGCUCAAGAUGCACAUCAGGACGCACACGUUGCCGUGCAAGUGCACGAUGUGCGGCAAGGCCUUCUCCAGGCCGUGGCUGCUCCAGGGUCACAUCCGCACGCACACCGGCGAGAAGCCGUUCAGCUGUCAGCAUUGCAACCGCGCGUUUGCCGACAGGAGUAAUCUCAGGGCCCAUCUGCAGACUCACAGCGACGUCAAGAAGUACUCCUGCGACUCGUGCAGCAAGACCUUCAGCAGGAUGUCGCUGCUGACGAAGCACCAGGAGGGCGGCUGCCCCGGCGCGCCGGUGCCGAUCGGGUACGCUUGUUGA
Messenger RNA from Dinoponera quadriceps, 1554 nucleotides. RefSeq names its product protein escargot-like. Gene Ontology annotation, biological process: regulation of DNA-templated transcription. The record is from RefSeq and is a predicted model, not a curated record. The transcript has 2 exons. NCBI's taxonomy places the organism in Eukaryota, Metazoa, Arthropoda, Insecta, Hymenoptera, Formicidae. The coding region runs from base 1 to 1554 and encodes 517 amino acids. Gene Ontology annotation, molecular function: DNA-binding transcription factor activity, RNA polymerase II-specific; RNA polymerase II cis-regulatory region sequence-specific DNA binding.